CGAGAAGGAGGUGAUCGGAAAUCCAGAUGCCUCAAGGACCAGCAGAAGGGUCAAACUAACGCGUGCACACACACACACACACACACACACACACACACACACACAGAUAGAAAGCGCUCCAUCUCCUCUCCUGCUCCCUCUUUCACAGACGUCGGGACCUCGGUGGCUUUACAAAUCAGCAAACAUCCACGGGACUAAAACAUCAACUGGAUACUUUUUUGAUGCCUGUUUUUCUCGUAAAACUCUUGAGACUUUCCAGCCUGCAGUGAGAACUGAAGGAAUUGUUUGGAGGUCUCUUUUGUAUUUUUAUUCUUUCCCUUUUCUGGAAGAAUUUCCAGGUGUAUUAAUGGCGUAAGCAGUCAGACAGCCAUCCGGUCAUGGCGCUGUGGUGGUGCGCCAACGUCUUCUGCAGGUUGGCUGCAGCGUGGUUUCCCCUGCUCUUCUCAUCACUGCUAUGGCAAACGAUCUCCCCCGUACAUGCCAUUGCACCCUGCCCACGGAGCUGCAGCUGUCCAGGCAUUAAAGAGGUCCACUGUACGUUCAGACACCUCACCACCGUACCAAAAAUCUUCCCUAAAGACACAGAGAGGCUCAACCUCGGUUAUAACAGCCUGACAGAGAUGGCGGGGUCAGAAUUCAGGUCACUACGGCAACUGGAAAUGCUCAUGUUGCAUGGCAACGACAUUAGCUCAGUCCACCCUGGGGCAUUUUACAGCCUGAGAUCACUACAGAUCUUGAAGUUGAGUUACAACAAGCUAAAAUCGGUGAACCCCGGUCUGUUUGAGGGCCUUGCUGGUUUGAUCCGUCUUCAUCUGGACCACAACCUCAUUGACUUUAUAGAGCCAUACUCCUUCUCUGGCCUGAGCUCCCUGAAACUCCUGCAGCUGGAGGGGAACCUUCUCAAAGAGAUCCACCCUCAUACCUUCAUAACGGUGUCACUACUAGGAAGCUUUUGGACCUCUGGACUCAAACACUUACAUCUGUCGGACAAUCUGUUGGAGCAGCUUCCUGCCGCAGUGCUGAAAACAGCUCCCCGGCUUGAGAUCCUCUCUCUACACGGUAAUCCCUGGGCCUGUGACUGUCAGCUCCACUGGUUGAUAGAAUGGAGCUCCACACAUGAAGGCGUUAUAAAAUGCAAGAAGGAACGUGGCUCCAGUGAAACUUGCCCCCAGUGCUCCUCUCCUCAACCCCUGAAUGAGACCCAUUUGCUAGGACUGACUCCAGCCAAGCUUACUUGUGAGCGACCAGCUCUUCGCUCGGCCCUCAAACAGUGGGACAAUCCUGUGUGGGCUGAAUCUGAAUCAGAACCUGACCUUCCGUACACCCGUGACUUUGAGAAGCCUUUAGGCCAUCUGACCGUCGUUCUCUCUGACAGCCAUGGAAACAGUGCUCACGUGGCGUGUGAUGUGCGACAACCCGGAGGCAGUUCACCCAUGACUUGGACAGUAAAUCCACAGUCACCUGGCGAGUUAUCCGUCAAUGUAUCACUAGUGACUGUCCUCGAGUGUGAAAUUGAUCGGGAGCAGUUGCAAAAUCUAUGGCAAUUGGUCGCAUAUUACUAUGAAAGCCCUGCUAUCUUGGAGAGAGGUCAGCUGAGAGGAAAUGCAAGCGGAGUAACCUAUCAAUAUGUCCAAGCCGUAAAUGAAAAUUCCCCAUAUUUCACUGAAUUAAAAGGGUACUUGGUAGCAGAACCCUCAUGGCUGCUCCAACCCAGAGUCACUUUGAGGCUCAACAGACCGCAGACAACAACCAAGAAACUGGUUAUGGAUUUCACUACUGUAAUUACCAAGCACAUCAACAGCUAUAGAGGAUCGGAAGAUGACAAUGACCUAGCCAUGUCCUGGGCUGUAAUUCGCAGAGGGACAGCAGGACGGGUUCAGACUGCUCUUGAAGGUUCAAAGGUUAAUUUGGAGUGCAGUGUUGUCACUUCAGAUCCGGAGAUGAAAGUGGAGUGGAUGCUUACAGAUUUGUCCAUUGUGGAAGAUGCAACUGACAAAAUUGAAAUUUCUGAAAGAGGAGAACUUGUGAUUUUGAAUGCCACACAGUCAGACUCAGGCCUUUACCAUUGUAUGGUGAGGACCAAAGCCGGUGUGGACUUGAUACCUCUGAGACUCACCAUCAAAGAACUCUCACUCAGCCCAACAGCUUUCAAUGGUCAGAAAAUUGUAGUUGAAAAGGGACACUCUUUUUUUCUCCCGUGUGAGGUGAUCUCAGUCCAGCCCAGUCAAACUAUGUGGUACCUACCCAAAAACCAAAUUCUUCUUCCAACGCAACAGACAAGACGGACAGAAGUGAUGGAAAAUGGGACUUUGGUGGUAAGGAGAUUGACACAGGAAGAUGCAGGGGAAUACACCUGCCUGGCCUCAAAUCUGUAUGGAGUUGACAUGAUAUCACACCUGGUGGAAGUUACAGGAGGAGAAAAGUCCUCUGAUACAUCCAAAGUGCAGACUGCGGAAGAGCAGCAGGUUUUGCCAGUUGGCGUUGAGGAAGGAGAGGGUUCUGGGGGAGAUUACCAGGAAAUUAUACGUCCUUUUGCUACGCAGUUCCCUAAGAAGGUAGGAACUCAACAAAGGAAUCAUAAUGGGUUUUCAAAGAGGAUAAGAAUUAAAGAUUCAAAGAGAAAACCCAAUAAAUCUGUGAAAGAAUUAGAUCCAAAUCGUUGGGCAGAGAUAUUGGCUAAAGCUAAUGCUAAACCAAGUGUUGCUCUGCCCACAGAGCAGUCACUUCCAGAACCCAGCACUGUAACUAUCCAAACAAGUACAUCCAAACCCACUACGACAACUGCUACAACAAUUUCCACUAAUGCUAACAACUUACACCCUACUACUACCCCUCCCGAUAUCAGGAUACAGACAACUUUUUUCCCCAUCAACACAAAAGCUAAGACUGAAGCCUACUCUACAGAGAAAAAAGGGGCUGACUCUGAGACAUCGGAAAGGCAGCCAGAGGUUUUCCAACUUCCGCCUCCCAGAAGUAUUGAACCAACCCCCCACCGUGUUGGUGGGAUGGCAGAAAAAGUCGAAACAGUCACAGACUUUCCUGCUGUUGGAACUCAUCAGCCAGAUCAGUCAGAAAUUAAGCACUCUGGAGAGGGGAGAAGGAACAACAUCCUCAUUCCUGGUCAUACAAACAGAAGAAGGCCUCCUUAUAGGCGUAGAAAGCCCCCAAUGAGAAGAGUCCGUCCGCACGGACACCCCUUUUACCAUUCAUCAAACAAGCCCCAAACAACAGUUCCCCCAACAACAACCAUCAGACCAACAACACCAACACCAACAACUACUACUACAACUACUACUACGACUACUACUACUACUACUACGACGACAACAACAACAACUGCUCCAACAACAGUGGAGAACCAUGACAUCUUAUCUGCUGAGUAUCCGACAGAGGAAGAUGAAGGUGAAUACUAUGAAGAAUAUAAUUACAAGGAUAGUGGUAGUUUUGAUGCCAAGGAAGAUUUAAACAGUGAAACCCCUCAUGCUACUCAUGAUCUUGACAGUAGGCUUACCACAUUACCAGCUAAAGAGAAAGAUGUAGGUAGUUCUCCACUCAAUCCAAAGAUGAUUGUCAAUUCAAAGCUCGACAGUACUCCUCAUCCAACUGAAAGGCCUGUUGAAGAGAAGGAGACAGACACUGUGAAGCUUAAGGAAUCUGAGAGACAGAGUGUGGAGAUUAGAACGCAAACUGAAGAAAAGGGCAGAGACAAUGAAGAUUUUGCAGCAGAGAGUGAGAGGGAGGUAAUAAGAGCAAUGGAAAGGGAAGAAACACACAAAAUAGACACAGAAGGCAGUGACAAAGACACAGAAGAAUCAAAACAGACGUGGGUUACAGAGAGCUACAAUACACAAGAUAGCAUCCGGUUAACCACACAAAAUAGACCAAAACCUAACACUCGACCUUCACCGGAACAAAAUACACCAACCCAACCAAGAACUUCAUCUACCUCACAUUCAACAAGAGGCAGAGAAAAAGAACUCACACAGAAAGAGGAUAAAGACGUAAACAAGCCGAAGGUAAAGCCUGAGGUCCACAGUUUCCCAGUAAUGGAGCCUGUUCACCCCUGGCUCCAUCAGAUCAAACAGGGAGGAGGGCAAACCCCUGCAUCCAGGACAACACACACAAACCAAAACAGAAAUAUAGCAAGGCAAAGCGAAGUGAAUCCGGGCAGGCAUUCCCAGCCUCCUAGAGUCCCCCCGACCUCCCGCUGGCCACACCAUCGUUACUACCCACUCUAUCCUUCCAGGCCUGGUCAAAGGUCAUUUCCUCAUCCAAGGCAAGGUCCUUGGUCCCACCCUGUGCCUACGCACCGACCCUGGGCUCUCCCCCACCCCUGGGCUCAAAGCCCGGCUGUCACCAACCGACCCGAGAUCACUGCAGAAACAGUGAAGCCCACACCUACACUCUCUGGAACAACAGGAAAUUCCAGAGUUACACUCUCUAAUGCCCAUCUGUCACAUCAUCAUCACCAACAACAAAAUCAUCAUAUGGAUGGCAGGACCCAAACCAGAGACCAACUGUUUCUAUCAAGGUUGAGGAACAGAUACAGACAGGCGCAGCUCGAACGCAUCGCUCAGUUAGGGAGGAUGAUGACUCCCAAACCUCGCAUUAGCUACCACAAUCCAUCCCCCAUCACACUUAAACCCAACCCUCCAUCUCUACAUAGACCCUACAACCCUAAACCACCAGCACCCACUGCUUCUUACACUUACAAGCUGCAACCUCUGAACCCUGCUAAACCUUCAUCAUCACCAUUCUUGGGUUUUCACACCACCCCUGGUGUACCGUAUGGAGGUCGGUGGGGUGUUGGAGCAGGAAGAAUCAGCUCUCGGUGGGCCACAGCUGCACCUCCUUUCCCAUGGGUGUUGGGAGUUGGAAGUGGUGGGCUAAAGGCCCGUAUUACCACAGUGACCACAGCUAGUGUGUCAGUACUGGCGGAGAGUGAUAUGUUCCUGCACUGCAAAGCAACAGGGAAUCCUGAACCCAAUAUUGCAUGGACCAAAGUCUCCACAGGUGCCACCAUCGCAGCAGACACCAAGCAUGGCCCCCGUUUUGAAGUCUUCAAAAAUGGAACGUUUGUCAUUAAAAACAUCCAGCUCCAGGAUAGAGGCCAGUACCUCUGCACGGCCCAGAACAGCUUUGGAUCAGAUCGCAUGGUCAUCACCUUAGCUGUCCAGACUGAGGCACCAAAGAUCCGGCCACCCAAGUCUAUAGAGAUAGCAGUCUACUUUGGGAAAAGUGUGACUCUUGACUGCCUUGCUUCGGGUAAACCACCUGCCCAGAUUUCCUGGAUUCUUCCGGACAGGACAUUUGUGCGUGAAGUCGGGACUGUUCCCACGCCCCUUUCUCCGAUGUCUCUGCUUCAAAAUGGAACCCUGCAAAUGCACUCUCUCAAUUUCUCCAGCAAAGGGGACUAUAAAUGUAUCGCAAGCAAUGCAGCAGGUGCUGAUACAAUCACUUAUCAUCUCCAUGUGGCCGCUCUGCCGCCUAGCAUCAGUGAAGGAGCAAUGGAUACUGUGAUCAUUCAGCCAGGCAGGAGUGUGUAUGUUCACUGCUCUGUGAAGGGCGAACCGGUGCCUGCUCUGAAAUGGACGCUCCCGGGAGGCGGCCAUGUAAAACCGUCACAGUUUCUUGGACGCAGGCUGUUUGUCUUCCCCAAUGGGACGCUGUAUGUGAAGAAUGUUUCACCAGCUGAUGCUGGGAGGUAUGAGUGUUUGACCACUAAUGCUGUAGGUAUGGCUAAAAGAACUGUCCAGCUGGAGGUGAGGGCAGAUUCCCCCUCCUUCUCCCGCCAGCCUCCUCCUCCUCUCCCCAUCCCUCCAAUCCAACGCCAUGGUGUGCCAUCCCAACAGCACUCUGUCUCAGCUAUGUACGGUUCUGCUGUGUACCUGCACUGUCCAGAGUCCACUGGAUCCACAAGAGGGACCAUCUGGCAGCUACCCUCCAAGACCAUCAUGGAACAUCGAUACAGUCCGGAGAGACCAAUUAAAGUUUUCCGUAACGGGACUCUGAGGAUACUUCAGCUGACAGAGCUGGAUGGUGGAAAUUAUCUGUGUGUCUUUCAGCGGCCCAAUGGGGAAGACAUGGAGCUCUUCCAGGUGGAGGUGUUAAUGACCCCUCCCAGAAUUGAACAAGUGAGGACUGCACAGACCAGGGUCACCUUUGGAGAAAAUUUCCAGGUGGAUUGUGUUGCAACAGGCCUCCCUGAUCCAGAAGUUACUUGGAGUCUCCCAGAUGGAACUUUAAUCAACAAUGCCCUUCAAUCGGACGAUAGCGGCCUUCGCAACCGCCGCUAUGUUAUUUUUGGCAAUGGGACUUUACUUCUCCAGCAAAUGGGAAAAAGAGAUGAGGGUGACUACACUUGCUUUGCCAAGAACAGACUUGGCAAGGAUGAAAGAAAAGUUAGCGUCAAAGUGGGGCCGAACGCUCCGAAAAUUACAUUGAAAUCACAAUCACUGGUUACAGUAAAGUUAGGAGAAUCAGCUAAGUUGAGCUGUCAGGCAACAGGUGAACCUACACCAAAAAUCAUGUGGAUCUCACCCAGGAAUGAUGUGAUAUCUUUGUCAUCAGACAAAUUUCAGAUCAUGGAUGAUGGGAUGUUGGUGGUUAAAAAAGUAAUACUGGCCGACGAAGGGAAAUACGCAUGUGUGGCACGGAAUUCUGCUGGUGAUGAUGUCAAAAACAUGAAACUAGAAGCUGAACUCCAGGAACCCUUCAUUAAUGGCAUGAAAGGAAGAAGCACGACAAAGGUUUUGGCUGUUUCUUACCAAACAUCGCUCCUAAAUUGCAAAGUGGAAGGGAAACCCGAACCAAGAGUCUGGUGGGUUACUCCUUAUGGUCAUUCCCUCCCAACACCCUACCUGGGCGGUCGCUUCCAAGUCCACCGGAACGGGAGCUUGGAGCUGAGAGGGGUGAGAAAAACAGAUGAAGGGAGGUACAUUUGUCUGGCCAAAAACAAUCUGGGUGAAGCCUCACUUUUGGUUGAAUUAGACGUGACAUCAAUAGCCGAGAAACCAAGUUUUACUGUUCCCAAUAUUGAAAUCUUACCAAUAAAGCAAGAUGGUGGGGAAUUGAUUCUGGAGUGCUCCGCACGUGGCAAGCCGAACCCAGAGUUUGCAUGGGUUCUACCCAAUGGGACGAUGUUAACACCUGGUGUUAGACUCCAACGCUUCACACAUCAUCUGGGUAACGGAACUCUAAAGAUUUCUCAACCGGUUGCAAGUGAUAAGGGAGUGUACCGGUGCCUUGCAAAAAAUGUGGCAGGACAAGCAGAGAAACGUUAUGCGCUGGAGUCGGGCAGAAAGCCAGUGAUCAGAGGAUCUACAGGUGGUAUGAAGAUCACUUACGGACUUAAUCUCAACUUGCCCUGCACAGUGGAUGGCUGGCCGCAGGCGUCAAUCACAUGGACCCUACCUAAUGGUCUUGUUUUGGACAAACCUCAAACCAUUGGCCGGGUAUUUUUUUUUGCCAAUGGGACCCUCCAACUCAGGCAGGUCGCCACCUUCGACAAAGGAACAUACAUCUGUAAAGCCUCCAACUCUUUCGGCUCGUCAACACUAUCCUACCCAGUUGCAGUCAUGGUUUUCCCACCACGCAUCACCAAUACGCUGACCUCAAUUACAAGGGUCCACCGGGGAUCACCAGUGAAGUUAAAUUGUGUUGCGACUGGUAUUCCUAAACCGGAUAUUUCGUGGACGUUGCCUGGACGCACAACGCUGGUUCCACAUAACCGGUUCACAGUGCAGGGAGGGAUUCACAUGACAGAGGAGGGCAGUCUGGUCAUACAGAACCCCAUGCUCAUGAACUCUGGCAUUUACAAAUGCAACGCUAGAAACGCACUCGGCACAGACUUUAAAUCUACUUACCUACAAGUGGUCUGAGUGACAGUUACAAGUAUUUUAUUGGGAAAAUGUCACAGCAGAAGUAGGACCGGAUUUUUCCGUCAGGAUUUGAAUAUUCUGCAUAGUAAAGAUACUCUGGAGAGAGACUUAAACUGUCUGACUGGCAGCUUGGCUUGAGACACCUUGCAAAGCAGUUUCCACAGAACAUUGAUGUUUCAAAUGUUUCAAAUAACGUUCACCUUUUGUGAUUUUUAACUGCAUUUUUUUCUUUUUUAUAGUGCAAAUGUUGCAGAAGUCUACAUUUUGGACCUUGAAGUGUAUUUUCACUUUUCAAACAGCCAUAUUAACUCACUGCUCAAAGCUUUGCCUUUCUGGCCUUACCCUGUGUAUUAGCGAAUGACGUACUGUAUGUAUCAAUGUCCUUUAUUCGUGUUCAUAGUGGUGGGAAAUUAAUAGCUCAUAAUAUCUACUUCGUGAGCUCAGUUGAGCGACACCGAAACAAAACGAAGGGGAACUUACCAAAAAAUAUGUAAGUACAUAAUUUAUAAAAAAUAAAACA
Anarrhichthys ocellatus (wolf-eel) is the source of this 8400-nucleotide messenger RNA. RefSeq names its product matrix-remodeling-associated protein 5. The coding region runs from base 378 to 7880 and encodes 2500 amino acids. The record is from RefSeq and is a predicted model, not a curated record. The transcript has 17 exons. Gene Ontology annotation, molecular function: protein binding. Lineage: Eukaryota; Metazoa; Chordata; Actinopteri; Perciformes; Anarhichadidae.